This is a messenger RNA of Anthonomus grandis grandis, 1868 nucleotides long. Its product is annotated as mitochondrial-processing peptidase subunit alpha. The coding region runs from base 143 to 1762 and encodes 539 amino acids. Gene Ontology annotation, molecular function: metalloendopeptidase activity; metal ion binding. NCBI's taxonomy places the organism in Eukaryota, Metazoa, Arthropoda, Insecta, Coleoptera, Curculionidae. The record is from RefSeq and is a predicted model, not a curated record. The transcript has 11 exons. Gene Ontology annotation, cellular component: mitochondrion.
ACAGUUGCUAUCCCCAUUCCGGUUAUCCAAAAAGUUCAUUUUUCAGAUUUUCAUAAACAAAACUCUAAAAAAUUAAGUUCUGGAUAAAGAGUUUUCAAAAUUCCCGGAUAACUAUUUCUUAAUCUAAUCCCGUAACAGUACAAUGGCCCUGCAGGCCUCAAAAACCAUCACAAAGUCAAUUUUGCAGUCGAAAAACAAAUUAUGGAAAACACCAAAUUAUAUCAUACAUCGUUGCACCUCAACAGAAUGGACAAAUCUAUCGCAGAGACCCAAAGAUAAGGUUACAGAUAUGCCUCCGAUGACCGAACCGGUCAGGAACCUUCCGCAUGCUGUAUAUGCAAAUUUUAGAGAGAAAAAUCAACAGACAAAGGUAACAACUCUAUCAAAUGGUCUAAGGGUUGCAUCAGAAAACAGAUUUGGAGAGUUUUGCACUGUUGGGGUAGUUAUCGACUCUGGAUCAAGAUAUGAAGUGGCCUACCCCAGUGGAAUAUCACAUUUUCUGGAAAAAUUGGCAUUUAACUCCACAAAACACUACCCUGACAGAGACGAAAUGAUCAAUAAGUUAGAAAAACAUGGUGGCAUCUGUGAUAGUCAGGCUUCAAGAGACACUUUUAUUUAUGCCGCGUCUGCUUACACUACGGGAUUAAAUGAUGUAAUACAGUUACUAGCCGAAGCGACCUUAAGGCCUCAACUCACUUUAGAAGAGAUCGAUGCGGCUAGACAAGCUAUAAGUUUUGAACUGGAAACUUUACAUAUGAGACCUGAACAAGAGACUAUUUUGAUGGACAUGAUACAUGCCGCUGCUUACAGGGACAAUACCCUGGGACUCCCGAAACUGUGCCCCAACCAAAACCUGAACAAAAUUGACCGAGAAACUCUAUUUGCUUAUCUAAGUCAACAUUACACUCCUAAAAGAAUGGUGGUGGCGGGAGUAGGGGUGGAACAUGAAAGACUGGUGGAGGUAGUCCAAAAGCAUUUUGUCGACAGCAAACCGGUCUGGGAAACGGAAAGUUUAGUUGGCCGAAGACAAAUUCCCGAAAUUGACAGGAGUAUUGCUCAAUAUACUGGGGGCAUGGAACAAGAAGAAUGUGACAUCCCGCAGUUCGCUUCCUCCGGUUUACCAGUACUUUCCCACAUAAUGAUCGGCUUGGAAGGUUGCUCCCAUCAGGAUAAAGAAUUUAUCGCGAUGUGCGUAUUGAACAUGAUGAUGGGCGGCGGCGGUUCGUUUUCGGCCGGCGGACCCGGAAAAGGAAUGUACACAAGGCUUUACACUAACGUUCUAAACAGAUAUCAUUGGAUGUUUAGUGCUACAGCCUACAAUCACGCCUACAUCGAUACGGGAUUAUUCUGUAUCCACGCCAGUGCACCAUCGAACUACGUGAGGGAUAUGGUGGAAGUGAUAGUGAGGGAAAUGGUCAAUAUGACUCAGCAUAUAGGAGAUCAAGAACUUAGGAGGGCGAAAACUCAAUUACAGUCGAUGUUGCUAAUGAACUUGGAAAGUCGACCGGUGAUGUUCGAGGAUAUCGGCCGUCAAGUGUUGGCCACCGGCCACCGUAAAAGACCCCAAUAUUUUAUUAAAGAAAUCGAAAAAAUCACCAAAGACGACAUAGUUCAGGUGGCCAAAAGAUUACUGAUGUCCCAGCCGAGCGUGGCCGCCAGAGGAGACUUAAGGAAAUUACCGUCGCUGGAAUACAUUCAAGCUGGUCUAAUAGACAGCGAGGGUAAACUGCCUAGCGGCCGUAAACUAUCACUGUGGCGGUAAAGAAACACGUCGUCCUCAAGCCCUGUACAUUAAGUGAAAGAAUAAUAAAUCGUUGUGUUUUGUAUAGUUUACAAGUAACCAUAAAAAAUAUAUAAAACGUAAUUUC